Messenger RNA from Symbiodinium sp. CCMP2456, 4641 nucleotides. NCBI's taxonomy places the organism in Eukaryota, Dinophyceae, Suessiales, Symbiodiniaceae. The record is from the annotation of a GenBank genome assembly.
AUGCAGGGGGUAUUCCGCUACGCCGCCGAGCACAAUCUCGGCUGGUCCUACACGAUCGCGCCGGAAUCGCUGACACUCUCGGUCCUCGACCUCGUGGAUUGGCCAGGUGACGGCGUCUUGGCGGCUCUUAACACGGCCGAGGAGGCCGAGCACGCCGCGGCAAUGUCGAUUCCUGUGGUGAACAUCUCCAGCACGCUGGCGGAAUCCCCUUCGCCACGUUCGAUGGUCGACAACGUCGCGGUCGGGCGGAUCGCGGCUGAGCACCUGUUGACGCGAGGCCUGCAGCAGUUCGCUUUCUACGGGCUCCGCGAUGUGGAGUACUCGAAAAGGCGUUGGAUGGGCUUCCACCAGCGGCUGGCCCAGAACGGCUUCGAGCCACAGAAGCACCUGGCGACGCCCACCUUCGGCUUUAUAGGCAAAGUCUGGAUCAAGCAGCAUGAGGAAUUGAUCGCCUGGCUCGAGUCGCUUGAGAAGCCCGUGGGGGUGUUCGCCGUUUCCGACUACCGAGCGCGGCACGUGCUGGACGCGUGCGAGCAGGCCGGCAUCCCCUCGCCGCAGCAGGUGGCGGUGCUCGGCGUUGAUAACGAACAAGUGAUUUGCGACCACGUCGUGCCCCGGCUCAGCAGCGUGGCCCGAAACGACACGCUCGAGGGCUACCGGGCCGCCGAGCUGUUGCACCGCUGCCUACGGGGCGAAGCCCCCGCCGACGCCGACGAACCCGUGCCGCCGCUUGAGGUCGUUUCCCGCGAGUCGACGGCGGCGUUUGCCGUCGCCGACACGCGACUGCGUCAGGCCCUGGAAUACCUGCUCGACAACGUCACCGACCCGAUCACGGUCGAAGAACUGGCGGAGCACGUCGAUGUGUCGCGCCGCUGGCUGGAGUACGCGUUCCGCGACGCAUUGGGAGAGACGCCGUACCAGUAUCUGCAACGACAGCGGCUGCUGCUGGCGAAGCGGCUGCUCACCGAAGAGCCCGACGCGAAGGUCUAUCGCAUCGCCCAGCGAACCGGGUUCUCGUCCGUUAAGCAGCUGUCCGCGGCCUUCCAGCGGGCGUUCGGGGUGACACCAGGGCGGUUGAAAUCGCGCAGCCCUGCGGCGCUGUGGUCGACCGCGGCGUCCAGUUCGAUAAGACUAAAGGUUGGCACGCGUCUGCCGGAACAGGCGUGCUCGCUGUCGGCGUCGCCGCGGCCCCUUAUCGUUCAUCUAUUCCGCGAUCGUAUGGCUAGUUGCACAUUGGCGAGUCGAAUGAAACGGCUCGCUGGUCUUACACUGCUGAUGGCGCUCCCUGCUGUUUCGUUGGGACAAGCGCUGCCGGCGUUCCCGGGGGCCGACGGUGCGGCAGCGAACGUCAGCGGUGGUCGGGGCGGGCUGGUCUACCACGUCACCUUACUCGACCAGAACUACAGCGAUAAUCGGCCGGGGACGCUCCGCUACGGCCUGAACGACUCCAACUUCGGUAGCCAGCCGCGGACAAUCGUCUUCGAUGUCGCCGGGACGUUCUGGUUAGGGCGUUUCGGCGCCGACCAGGGCCACGACAACGGUUGGGACACGCAGUCACGCAUCGGUCUUGGAAGCAAUGUCACGAUCGCCGGCCAGACCGCGCCGGGUCCGGUGUACAUCAUGGGGGGCGUCGUCAAAGCGGGCGGCAACAACACGAUUCUCCGCAAUGUCACCAUCGCGCCGGGCUACGGCAUGCGGAACUUCUCGAAGCCCGAUGAAGGAAUCGGACCCACGCCGGGCGACUUCCCCGACUCGUACGUCUACGAUGCGAUCGACAUCAGCGGCACGGAUCAGAUGAUCGACCACGUCACGACCGUCUACGCGACCGACGAGACGAUCUCCGCCAACGAGCUGGCGAACAACGUCACGAUCCAGUAUUCGACGAUGGCGCAGGCGCAAAACUAUCCGCAAGCCGACGCCGAAGGGGGCGGCAGCUUCACUGGCCACGGCCUUGGCAUGCUGCUGCAAGCCGGUAGCAAUGCAAAGAUCACGGUCGCCAACAACCUGCUCGCCCACAUGAAGGCCCGGCUGCCGCGGGUCGGCAGCGAAGUGGGGUCGGGGCCGUUCAACGACUUCCGCAACAACGUCUUCUACAACUGGCUCGGCAGCACCACGCAGGCCGGCGGCGGGCAGCGCAGCUUCAACAACUUCAUCGGCAACUUCUACCUCGCCGGCCCCGGCGGUGAAGACCCAAUAGGCGGGUCGAAUCCGGGCGUCACCAACCGCGCGGGCGGCACCGGCGUUGGUGGUGGCAACAGCACCAAUCAGGUCUAUCAGAACGGCAAUCUCCGCGACAUCAACAAAGAUGGCGACGCCCUCGAUGCGUCCGCCGCGACCCUCAGCUCGGCAAACGUUACUCAAGCGUAUGACGUCAACAUCGGUGUCACGACAUCCGCAACGACCGCCUACAGCAACGUGCUCGACCACGUCGGCGCCAACUGGUGGAAUCGCAGUCCCGUCGACACACGGCUGAUCAAUGAGGUCCGAACCAGCACGGGCAAGAUCAAAGCCUGGGCGGACGACCCGUUCGAUCCCGAUCCGACCGAAGGGACCGAGUGGCGCGAGAUGCUCUCGUAUCGCGCUGACACGGGGACCGGCGCGGCGCCGUUCACGCGCGACACCAACUGGGAUCAAGAGGCCGGUGGCGGCGACGGCAUGCCGACUUGGUGGGAGCUUGAACACGGCCUCGACCCACUGGCAAGCGACAACAACGGCGACUUCGACAACGACGGCUACACGAACCUCGAAGAGUAUCUCAACGAUGUCGCCGCCUGGCCCGCACCGGCGCCGAUCCAGUUCACAGGCGGAGUGAACAGCCGCUACGCGCAGAUACAGAACUGGACGGUGUCGGGCGUCUCCUUGCCGAUCCAAGGAAAAGGGACCGUUACCACAAGUUCUAAUUGGCAGCCCUCGCACUACGACGUAGUCCAGAUCAGUGGCCUGGCGGUCGUCGAUUCCGUCGGCCAGAACGCCUGCGACAUCACGGUCGGCGCGGCGGCGGCGGGGUCGCUGAGCGUGACGGACGGCUGGUUAAAGGUCGCCGAGAUGACGACGAUCGGCCCGGCGGGCUCGCUUUCCGUCAGCGGUGGGGCGCUGCACACUCCGGGACUAUCGAAGGACGCCAAUGGCUCAUUCUCACUGACCGGUGGAGAACUGCAUGUCGAUGCGGCGGAUUUCGACCUCGUCGUCGAUGGCGGCACGCUGGCGCCCGGGGCGACCACGGGGGUUCUGCUCAUUGCCGGCGGCCUCACUGUCAACGACGGCGCUAUCCUCAUCGAUAUCACGCCUCUCGACGGAGCAACGAGUAUCCUCGCCCAACACUCGGUAACACUCGGCGGAGGCCUUGUCGUCGACCUCAAUGGCUUCACGCCGACGCCGUCCGACACCUACACGAUCAUCGAAGCGGCCGCGGUGUCAGGGGCCUUCGACAAUGCGAUCGGUGACCGGAUACCGGUUUCCGGGGGGAGCUUCUUGCUAACGAUCGACGCCAACUCUGCAACGCUGAGCGAUUACCUCGCCUCGCUGCCGGGAGACUUCAACUACGACGGCUCGGUUGACGCCGCCGACUACACCGUCUGGCGUGACGGAUUGGGGACCAUGUUUACCGCGGCGGACUACUCGAUUUGGGCCGCUGCCUCAACCCUCUUCGCCGGCGUUGUGAUCGGGGCGUUUCUCGCCACGCUGGGGUACGCGUUCAUUGAACGGUCGCAGAACUCCGCCGGCGGUUCGAGUGGCGGUCCGCUGGUGCUGACGCUCGGCCACGGGCUCGACCAGACGCACCCGGUCCACCGGGCGAUCGUCGAGUUUGCCGAUCGCCUGAAAGAGAAGUCGGGCGGCACGAUGACGGUGCAGAUCUCGCCCAACGGCCAGCUCGGAUCGGAAGUCGAGUGCAUCGAACUGCUGCAACGCGGCGCGCUCGCGAUGACCAAGACCUCGACGGCGCCGCUCGAAGCGUUUAUCCCUUCGAUGUCGGUUUUCGGGGUGCCCUACGUGUUUCGGGAUGAAACGCAGUUUUGGAAGACACUCGACGGGCCGAUCGGCGAGGAACUGCUGCAAGCCGGCAGAGACAGCGGACUGCAUGGCCUCUGCUGGUACGACGCCGGCGCGCGGAGCUUCUACACCAAAUCAACAGCGAUCCAUUCGCCCGACGACCUCAAGGGACUCAAGCUCCGCGUCCAAGACAGCCGCACGGCGCUUGAGAUGGUGACGGCGCUUGGCGGCUCGCCGACGCCGAUGAACUUCGGCGAGCUCUACACGGGCCUUCAGCAGGGGCUCGUCGAUGGCGCCGAGAACAACCCACCAAGCUUCGAGACCAGCCGGCACUUCGAGGUCUGCAAAGAGUACUCGCUCAACGAGCAUUCGCUCGUGCCUGACGUAUUGCUGAUCAGCACCCGUUGGUGGGAUCGGCUCUCCCCCGAGCAGCAAGCUUGGGUCGAACAGGCGGCCGAAGAGUCGUCUGUCUUCCAACGUCAGCUGUGGCGCGAGAAGACCGCCGAAUCGCUAAAGAUCGUCGAAGAGGCUGGGGUCAACGUCACGCGUCCCGACAAGGGGCCGUUCAUCGAGCGGGUCCAGCCGAUGCACGACGCGCUGAAGGGGACGGUCGUGGGCAAUUUGAUGGAACGGAUCAAAGCCGAGGAGUAG